This is a messenger RNA of Cordyceps fumosorosea ARSEF 2679, 1449 nucleotides long. RefSeq names its product Major facilitator superfamily domain, general substrate transporter. Gene Ontology annotation, molecular function: transmembrane transporter activity. Gene Ontology annotation, cellular component: membrane. Gene Ontology annotation, biological process: transmembrane transport. The transcript is spliced from 6 exons. The coding region runs from base 1 to 1449 and encodes 482 amino acids. The record is from RefSeq and is a predicted model, not a curated record. NCBI's taxonomy places the organism in Eukaryota, Fungi, Ascomycota, Sordariomycetes, Hypocreales, Cordycipitaceae.
AUGAGUCAAGAUCCGUCUCUCAAGAUGAGCAAGGACUUGGACGGCCAGACGGUGCACGAGGUCCAGGACGAUGGGCCGGCGCCCAGUCUGGUCGUGGACUGGACGAUUGAGGAAGAGAAGAGGGCGAAGCGCAAACUCGACUUGAUCAUCAUGCCCAUUCUUACCCUCGGGUUCUUCUGUCUACAGCUUGACCGCGGCAACAUGGCCAACGCCAUCACCGACAACUUCAUGCGCGACGUCCGCAUCGACCAGGACCAGUUCAACGUCGGCCAGCAGAUGCUCUCCCUCGGCAUCGUCCUCACCGAGAUCCCCGCCAACAUGAUCCUCUACCGCGUCGGCCCCGGCCGCUGGCUCACCCUCCAGCUCUUCCUCUUCGGCACCGUCAGCACCUUCCAGGCCUUCCAGCGCGGCUACGGCGCCUUCGUCGCCACCCGCUUCCUCCUCGGCAUCACCGAGUCCGGCUUCAUCCCCGGCGGCCUCUGGACGCUGUCCACGUGGUACACCCGCACGGAGACGGCCAAGCGCGUCAUGGUGUUUUACUUUGGCAACCAGAUUGGCCAGGCGUCGGCGAAGCUGCUCGCGUUCGGGAUCCUGCACAUGCGAGGGGUGGGCGGGCAGCCGGGCUGGUUUUGGUUGUUUGCGCUGAUGGGCGCGUUCACGGUGCUGAGCGGGCUGGUGUUUGGGUUCUGUCUGCCGGACUCGUUCAGGAAUCCGAGGAGCACGUUUUUGCCGCGUUAUGAGUGGUUCACGCCGCGCGAGAUUCACAUAUUGCAGACGCGCGUCCUGAUCGACGACCCGAUGAAAGGCCAUAAGAAGAAGAAGAUUCCUCUGGCCGCGUUCAAGAGAGCAUUCCUCGACUGGCGCAUAUGGAUUCACUUCCUCAUCACCCUCGGCAACAACGGUCCCCAGAGGGCCUUUGACACCUACGCGCCCUCCAUCGUCACCAGCUUCGGCUUCACCGGCCUCAGCAGCAACGCCCUCGCUGCCGUCGGCCUCUUCCUGCAGGUGCCCGUGUCCUUUACCUUUAGCUGGUUCUCCGACAAGUUCAACCGCCGCGGCGAGACCGUCAUGGUCGGCCUGUUCGGCCACCUGCUCGGCUACAUCCUGAACCGCGCCUUCACCCAGGUCAACUCGCGCGGCGUGCGCUACUUUGGCGUCAUCUGGACGCAAAUGUUCGGCACCUUUUCGCACCCGCUCAACAUUGCCUGGCUCUCGUUGACCUGCCACGAUUCGGAGCAGCGCGCUCUCGCCAUGGCUGGUGUCAUUAUGAAUGCAAACAUUGCGGGCAUCUAUGGCGCGCAAAUCUUCCGCAGUGACGACAAGCCGCUCUACAGGCGGGGAUUCAGCGUCGCCAUUGCCAUCUUAUCCUUUGCCGUUGUCCUGUCCUUUGCUCGCUGGCUUGACGAGCGGAUUAGAUUACGUAGAAAGAGACAAAGUGUGGCAGCAUAG